AUGAUAUUUGCAUCAUUUAUUCGAAACGCUGAAGGUGUACGUACAAUACGACGUAUUCUUGGCGAGAACGGAAGAUUUAUUAAAAUUAUAGCGAAAAUUGAAAAUCAGGAAGGCAUUGAAAACGCAGAUGAGAUAAUCAGAGAGGCAGAUGGACUGAUGAUAGCACGCGGUGAUUUAGGUAUCGAAAUUCCCACUGAGAAAGUAUUCGCAGCGCAAAAAAUGCUAAUCGCACGAUGUAACUUAAUGGGAAAGCCCGUAGUAUGUGCUACUCAAAUGCUUGAAUCAAUGACCAAGAAGCCAAGACCUACCCGAGCUGAGGGUCAGUUAACGCAUUAA
Molecule: messenger RNA, 336 nt
Organism: Brugia pahangi
Lineage: Eukaryota; Metazoa; Nematoda; Chromadorea; Rhabditida; Onchocercidae
Source: the annotation of a GenBank genome assembly